Ornithorhynchus anatinus (platypus) is the source of this 6381-nucleotide messenger RNA. It is a transcript of the gene MAN1A1, whose product is annotated as mannosidase alpha class 1A member 1. The transcript is spliced from 18 exons. Gene Ontology annotation, molecular function: calcium ion binding; mannosyl-oligosaccharide 1,2-alpha-mannosidase activity. The record is from RefSeq and is a predicted model, not a curated record. NCBI's taxonomy places the organism in Eukaryota, Metazoa, Chordata, Mammalia, Monotremata, Ornithorhynchidae. Gene Ontology annotation, cellular component: endoplasmic reticulum; Golgi membrane; extracellular exosome. Gene Ontology annotation, biological process: carbohydrate metabolic process; N-glycan processing. Bases 1 to 3180 code for a protein of 1059 amino acids.
AUGGAUGAUGCACAUGUCAAUAAGUUAACUGCGCCUCGUUCAGCGGAACCAUCGUCCAAUCCGGACCUCAUCGAACUUCGACAAUCUGAUGCAUCAUUGCAAUUUGCCAAAACAGAUGAAGAAGCUAUCAACCCUCCACCAGCAGCUAAUAUUUGGGGACUUUACAACGGGCACGUGUCCAGAGCCAAAGCUGGGCACCCUCCGAUGAAUCCAUCCCACCACGAUUCUCAGGGUGUGAGGUUCAGAGUGACACUGCAGCUUUGUGACUCUGUGUACGAUCCGGCCCCCGGAACGAAACUGCCCUCCGGAUCUUCAGCUGUGGACACAGGAUGUUUACUAGUGGGUUACCUGAAAAUCUCCAGUGAUAGCAAGUGUGUCCUUUCCUACGUUAAUUCUCCGGGCCUUUUAUUUAUAACUUGGGUGCAGUGGUUAGAAGAGCAGAAUUUCAGGCUCCUCACGGUUCAGAGUCUAAAGGGCAACCGUAAGGACUGCCGUUGGGACAGCAGCCUCCAGGCUUUCCGAAGAUUUAUGGAGGCUUUGUGCUACAGGUGUUUUUCUAUUUCCUUCCAAGCCGCCCAAUCAGCGCCCGCUCCUCCCGGAGGGGCGAGCUGUGAUUGGUCCGGCGGCGCUGUCGCUCCCGCCCCUCCCCGCCGAGGGCUCUCCGGGCGCGGGGUAAGACCCGGAGCCGGAGCCGGAUCGGGAGCGGACCGAAGCUCGGAAACUUGGCCCCGAGUCGGAGGGGCCCGAGCCGGUGCGCGAUCCCGGAGCGGAUCCCGCAGGAGCGGACCGGAGCGGAGGGGGCGGGGACCUGCUGCAAACUUUAUUCUCCUUGUUGGGGAGGUUGGUGCCGCUGCCGCCUCCGAGGGAGCUCCGAGGCCGUGCACCGAGCGGGCUCCUCCUUCUCCUCCUCCUUCUCCUUCGUGCUCAUCGCCCGGCUUCUCUGCAGCGGCCAAGUUUGCAACGGAGCUCGGGCAGCGGGGACGCUGGAGACGCCCGGGAUCCCUGCUCAGGGCGCGGUGCUCCUCGCUUUGUGCUCAACGCUCCGUGCCCAGCCCUUGCAGCGCCGGGCUGCGGGCUCAGGGCUCGUUGCCUGGUGCUCCGAGCUCCUUGCUCCGUGGUCCCGGGGGCGGCGGGGGGUCGGGCGGCGGGGGCAUCGGGGGCCUCAUCGGCGGCAGGAAGGGGUCCGGCCCCGGGGCUUUCCGCCUCACCGAGAAGUUCGUCCUGCUGCUGGUCUUCAGCGCCUUCAUCACCCUCUGCUUCGGGGCCAUCUUCUUCCUCCCCGACUCGUCCAAGCUGCUCAGCGGCGUCUUCUUCCACUCGGGGGCCGCCGGGGGACGAGGACGUCCGGGGAAGCCUUGGAGGAGGCCCCAGGACCAGCUCCAUCCUCAGCUCCAACCCCAGGACCGGCCCCAUCACCUGGACCAGCCCCAGGACCAGCCCCAGGACCAGCCCCAUCACCUGGACCGGCCCCAGGACCAGCCCCGGCUCCAUCACCUGGACCACGCCCAGCUGUACCCCCAGGACCCUCCCCGCUUCCAUCUCCAGCCCCAGGACCGGCUCCAGCAGGAGGCCGCCCACAACCUGGCCAGGAUCCGACAGGAACACGAGCGGGCCCUCCGGGAGGCCAAGGAGACCCUGCGGAAGCCCCCCGAGGAGAUCCAGCGGGACAUCCUCCGGGAGAAGGAGAAGGUCCUCCGGGAAAAGCCGCGCCUCCGGACCGGGGGCGGGGGGCUGCCUCCCCUCGUCUUCCGGCCACCCGUCGGGGCCGUGGGGCGGGAGCCCCAGGACCCGGUUAUCCGGCAGAAGAGGGCCAAGGUUAAAGAGAUGAUGAAACAUUCUUGGGAUAAUUAUAAGCGCUAUGCCUGGGGAUUAAAUGAACUGAAACCCAUAUCGAAACAAGGACACUCAAGCAAUUUAUUUGGAAAUAUCCAAGGAGCAACCAUAGUAGAUGCCCUAGAUACCUUAUAUAUAAUGGAAAUGAAAGAUGAAUUCAAGGAAGCCAAAGAAUGGGUUGAGAAAAAUUUAGAAUUUAAUGUGAAUGCUGAAAUCUCUGUUUUUGAAGUAAACAUUCGAUUUGUUGGAGGGCUUCUCUCAGCCUAUUAUCUCUCUGGAGAAGAGAUAUUUCGGAGAAAAGCCGUGGAACUUGGAGAAAAGCUGCUACCUGCUUUUAAUACUCCCACCGGAAUACCGUGGGCAUUGCUAAAUAUGAAAAGUGGGAUUGGUCGAAACUGGCCCUGGGCCUCAGGAGGAAGUAGCAUUCUGGCAGAAUUUGGAACCCUGCAUUUGGAAUUUAUCCAUUUGAGCCAUUUGUCUGGGAACCCGGUUUUUGCGGAAAAGGUAAUGAAUAUUCGGAAAGUUCUGAACCAGUUGGAUAAACCGGAAGGUCUUUACCCUAACUAUUUGAAUCCCAGUAGUGGACAGUGGGGUCAGCAUCACGUAUCAAUUGGAGGGCUUGGAGAUAGCUUUUAUGAAUAUUUGCUAAAGGCCUGGCUCAUGUCCGACAAGACAGAUGAAGAAGCCAAGAAAAUGUAUUUCGAGGCUGUUCAGGCCAUCGAGACCCACCUCAUCCGGAAAUCCAGUAGCGGUCUGACUUACAUUGCCGAGUGGAAAGGUGGCCUCCUGGAACACAAAAUGGGUCAUUUGACUUGCUUUGCUGGAGGCAUGUUUGCCCUCGGCGCAGAUAGCGCCCCGAAUGACAAAACUGGACGUCACAUUGAACUUGGGGCCGAAAUCGCUCGCACGUGUCAUGAGUCUUACGACCGCACAAAUGUGAAACUGGGACCUGAAGCAUUCAGAUUUGAUGGAGGUGUCGAAGCCAUCGCAACCAGACAAAACGAGAAGUAUUACAUCCUGAGGCCUGAGGUUCUGGAGACCUACAUGUACAUGUGGAGAUUGACUCAUGACCCCAAAUACAGAAAGUGGGGCUGGGAAGCCGUAGAGGCACUGGAAAAACACUGCCGAAUAGAUGGUGGGUAUUCCGGCCUUCGAGAUGUUUAUAGCAACCAUCUGAGUCAUGAUGAUGUGCAACAGAGCUUCUUCCUUGCAGAGACACUCAAGUAUCUCUACUUGCUAUUUUCUGAUGAUGACCUUCUCCCCCUGGAACAUUGGAUCUUUAACACUGAAGCUCACCUUCUCCCUAUACUCCGCAAGGAUGCUGAGAAAGAAGACAAACACACAUAAAAGCCAGUUCCCAUUUCAUCUUGCUGCAUUCCCCUCAUUUUGCUGCACACCUGAAGAGUUCCUUUCUUGUAUUCAGGCCCAUGGUGUAUUUUUAUUAAGAUUGGAGUGAUUAUGCUACAUUUUAAACCAAUUAUUUUGCAGUCUAUUAUGUUUACCAGUAAAUAUUUAUAAAUGAACCUAAAUUAUUUAGACUGUAAUUAUAAUUUCCUUGACAUUUGUCUAGCCAAUAGAGCUUAAUUUUUUUUUAAGGAAACUAACAUCCUGAAAGUUCCUCAAACCGCAGUGUCGUUUUUGUCAAAUACAAGGGUCUGCAUGUUAUCUGUUAUAAUACUUUUGAUUUGACUGCAAAGGUUUUCCUCCUCUAUGAGGAGAUGAUGUCUGCUUGAAGCUGUAAUAUUUUGCCAUGUUGCAAAAAGCCAUAAUGAAUUAAGUAUAGAUUUUUUUUUCUUUUCAAUUUCACGUUAGUCUGGUUUGACUGUCCAUCCGAGACGAAUCUUGUAACUGUGACAGCCUCCUCUUAUGCGGGUCUAUCAUUAUUUGGUAAAAAGUCUUCUUCAGCAUUUCAUUUACAUUGGAAUACAAAUAGGAAAAUCCACAUAGGAGAAUUGCCACCUCAUUCUGACUCUUUCCUUUUAGAACUGGUUUGAAGGAAACCUAACCAGGUUCUGCACGUCAACUGCAUUUUGUGGUGUUUUUUUUUUUUUUUCGGACGUUUACUAAUUUGUGAAACUUGCCUCAAAUUUUGUUUAGAAUGUACUGUAUUACUGCAAACUGAAUAACUUCUUCCUUAACCUACCCCUGGGACUGAGGGUUCUCAGCAAAGAGUUUGCGGUGGAAGCAAACAGAGUUCUGGACAAACCUGCUCUCCCUGAAUUACUGACAGAGGGACCAGUGUAACUAUAGUACUGGAAGCUCUUUUUUUCUCACUAGAAAGUAAAAAUCUUUCUAAGAUCGGCUGAGAAUUCUGAUGGCUGUUGUUUUUUGACUUUUUUGGAAAUCUGUCGGUCAUUGUCUUUGAUUCUAGUCUUGGAAAACAUUCCGAUUGGUCUAACUUGUGAUCUAAGUCACCGUCAAAUGGAGUGAGUGAUUUCAGUCAAAAAGGUCUUGCCUCAGUAAUAGCAACUCCGCCUGAGAAAAUCUCAUUCUAAUAUUUAUUACUAAGUGAAAACACUGAGUGACUCUGCUCCAAGGCAGCCCAAGUUAUAGAAACAUUUUAUUUUUGAAAAAACCUCAACACAAAAAGCUCAAUAUGACCUACAGAUGUCCAUGUGCCAAAAUCCCGGACCAGAUUUUCUCCUUAGUCAAUCCUAUAGACUCUCCUCCAGAAAGAGAUUUUAGCUGUUAAAUGUUAUUUGGUUCACCAAAGGAGGGAAGAAAAGGGUACAAUUUUUGGAUUUCCGAGCAGAGGUAUUUAUACGAGAAUUCCUAUGGACAUUAAAAGGUAAAAAUUUCUAUUGUGGGAAAUGGAACCGAUCUUCAUAUUCUGGAGUUUGAAUGAAAUUCCCUCACUUGCAACAGCAGAAACACACCAAAAUGCUAAAUUUCGUUACUCUGUGGUAAAUGCAAGUGGAGUGGAUCAAAUAUUUCAGACAUUUUGGCUAAACACAGAGGAGUUCAAGACAGUUCAGAAUGCCACGAUCAGACACAUAUGCCUUUGGUGAAGAGGGUGGCUGUCUGUCUUUUAUGCCAGCCUUUUCCCCUAUCCCAGAGGCCCCUCUGCCUCUCCCAGAUCCAGCCCUGAUUUGAUUAAACAAGGCUGUACAGUUGUUUUCUCGUGGGCAGAAUUGUUACCAUGGAUUGUAUUUUCUCCAAACCAGAGCCAAUGGGUGCUUGAAUUCUAUUAAAUGGAUAACAAUAAAUACCAACCAGUGGUAUUUAUUGAGUGCUUAGUGUGUGCAGAGCACAGAACUAAGCGCUUGGGAGAGUACAGUAUAACAGUUGGUAGGCACGUUCCUUGCCCACCAGGAGCUUGCAGUCUAGAGGAAUCUUCCUUUUGAUUCAUUUACAGUAUGCCAAGGAAAGAGCUGAUGUAUGUAAGCUAAAUAGAAAGGAUCUCCUUUGAAAGAAGGUUGAAUUUAAGCUCUGCCCUUCCAACACACUAAUCCACCAUGUGCUUUUAAAGUAAAUGGUCUUCCCGGACCUCAACUUCCUAGCUAGUGUCAAGUGCUAUAUGUAGAAUAUGUGUUUUUUCCCCUAAACCCUCUUGCCUGAGCCCGCCAUUCUAUUUUAGCUUUGAUAAUUAUAUUUUAGGUCUUAUGGCUAAAGGCCAGAUAAUAAAUCCAAAAAUCAGGAACUAAUAGUGAUGCAGAAAAAUUGGGGCAGAUAUGUUUCCUUGACCUGGUGUAACCUCCAGCUUAUAUUUUUCAAGUCUUCUCUUUUAAUUUAAUAUGGACAAUUAAGUGUACACUUUCCUUUCUGGACUAUAGCCAAAAUUGGACCUUAUGCAUUUAGAUUCUAGUUUUCAUUUUACCUUCCAUGGAAUGAGGAAAAUACAAAAACUUAUUUUCUUGAUUUCUUUAAGCUAUGAUUUGAAAGAGCACAAAGUUGAUAUCUAUUUCUUCAACAGGUAGGGAAUUCAAUUCAGGUUGUAUGUACAAACUGCACUAUAAUGUACCUUUUGUAUCCUGGUGUAAGUAGACAGGAAGAUUGUACUACAUAGAGCUCUGCCAAUGGCAGGAAUAACCUUUUGUAAAUUCUAGAGCUUUGUUUUUAAGAAGAAUCCCAAACACCAAAAAGUUAAACAUUACAAGGGAUAGAUGAGUUGUGAAAAUUCAAUAGAAUCAUUUUGAGUUUUGAAUAUUUUAAAGAGAUCUUUAUGGAGAAACCACCUUUCAUUCCUCUUCAGCAUUACAAUGAAGUCAAGCUUACAUCUGGUAAUAUUCUGAAAGGUGAAUAAUGUAAACAGCACUUAAUUUUGUUUUCCUGAAAAUAUGCUUUUGAUACAGUUUGUGAAAUACUGCAUAUAUGUGUGUUAUAUGACAAAUUUACGAUACCUAAUCAUGUUUGUGGUGACCUCAUCCUGUUACCCAUUUCUGUGCGUAAAGGUGGGUUCUGAUUUGUAUAUAAUCCAUUUCAUCUUUUUCACCUUUCUAUAAAUCUCUAAUGUUAGCGGGGACAUAUUAGAUCAAGACACAUACUUUUUAAGAACUAUAUUUGUAAAAUUUCUCUAUUGUGAAUAAAGUCUUUUAAUAUAUCUCUUCA